Messenger RNA from Neurospora crassa OR74A, 1960 nucleotides. Its product is annotated as H/ACA ribonucleoprotein complex subunit 1. The transcript has 3 exons. The coding region runs from base 182 to 844 and encodes 220 amino acids. Gene Ontology annotation, molecular function: box H/ACA snoRNA binding. The record is from RefSeq and is a predicted model, not a curated record. Gene Ontology annotation, biological process: snoRNA guided rRNA pseudouridine synthesis; ribosome biogenesis. Lineage: Eukaryota; Fungi; Ascomycota; Sordariomycetes; Sordariales; Sordariaceae. Gene Ontology annotation, cellular component: box H/ACA snoRNP complex.
CUACUCUUUCAGUCUUCCAGGAACACGGAAAAAUUUCAAUUGUCUGCGCCGGCGAAACGAUCAUUGUCAACAUCUCACUCCGAACCCGACGGUCCUCCAAUUCACUGACGCGCGAGGAGACGCAAGACGCACCCUUGCCGUAUUCCCAUUUCAACAAACAACCCAAUCCAACCAACAAAUCAUGUCUUUCAGAGGUCGUGGAGGAGGUGGUGACCGCGGUGGCCGUGGCGGCUUCAGAGGCGGCCGUGGUGGCUUCGGUCAGCGCGACGAUGGUCCCCCCGCCCAGGUUCUCGAGCUCGGCACCUUCGAGCACGCCGUCGAGGGCGAGAUGUUCUACAAGUCCACCAACCCCAAGAUCCCCCAUUUCAACGCUCAGGUCUUCCUUGAGAACAAGACCCCCAUCGGCAAGAUCGAUGAGGUUCUCGGUCCUCUCAACCAGGUUUACUUCACCGUCAAGCCCCAAACCGGCAUCGUCGCUACUUCCUUCAAGCCCGGCGACAAGGUCUUCGUCGGCUCCGAGAAGCUCCUCCCUCUCGAGCGUUUCCUCCCCAAGCCCAAGGUUCUCGGCGCCCCCAAGGUGAAGAAGGCUGGCCGUGGUGGUGCUGGUGGUCGUGGCGGUCCCAGAGGCGGUGCCCGCGGUGGCGGCCGUGGCGGCUUCUCCUCUCGCGGCGGCGGCGGUGGCUUCUCUCGCGGUGGUGGUGGUGGCUUCUCCCGCGGCGGCGGUGGUGGUUUCAGCAGGGGCGGCGGUCGCGGUGGCAGCGGCGGCUUCUCGAGGGGUGGUGGUGGCCGUGGUGGCGGCGGUUUCUCCCGCGGUGGCGGCCGCGGUGGUCGUGGUGGCUACUAAGCGGUUGCGAAGGAGUGACGACGACGACGACGACGAAGACACCAACCAGUGGUGCUGCUGCUGGCGCUGCUUGGAAAGGAAAGGGAGCGGAAGAAAGACUUGUUGCUUUACCAGGUUCUUGGGUUUUGUUAAACAUGGUCCUCAAAAUGGCUAUGGCUUGUGGCGUUAUGGAAGGGACAAAUUCUUUCUGCCGCAUCAGGAGGGUUCGGCAAGUUGUGUUUUUAUCUCUGUAGGCAUCUCUCGGUUUUCUCUGUCUGCUAAUUUCGGUUUCUUUGGACUACAACACAUCAAACUGAGCGCAUCUGGAUCUGGCUUCACAAGCCUUCACGUUGACGGUGGAUGAAAUUGGGGCAUUAAAAUGUCCUUGGCACAGGCACCAGGUCAUGUUCGGACAGACAGCUAUGUGUCCGGUCACUUGCGUACAAUCAAGGGCAGUACCCAGUUGUAUACGUCACCGCCGCCGUCGAAUGGGAUCCUCAAAGAUGCACGACAUCCUCCUGAACCUCGGGUUGGACUGGAUUUCGGUAGCCUAGCUGGGUAAGCAGAGGCCCCAGUCCAAUAUGAUCGACCAUGCAGCAACCACACAUCGACCGCAUAUCGAGCGCCAACCCGUCAGAUAUAGCACCGACUGAACCCCAAGCAUCAACGGCCCGCAACUGACCCCUUCGAACGACGAACCUCUCGCAACCCGAAACCUCUUCUUCGUCUUCACCCACUCCGUCCGAGGUGUUCCUACCCAUCAUUCUUCCAACGCCGCAACUUCCACAACACCCCUCGCGAAAAAGAAUCAAGAAUUGUCGAGCCUCUUCGUGCCUAUUUCCGCCGACUAUGCGCACAACAGGUCACGAGCCGUUACCAAUGUACCCAGACAGCAGCGCAUGGUUGUCCGCCUCCCCGUCUUUCCGGCAUUUUGCCAUUGGCUUGAGUGGCUGCUUGGGUCAUUAUGGCUUGUGACUCUAAAGGGCCCGUGCAGGCUGCGGUCCGUGUGGACUGAGGUUGACCCGUGGUGGUGGACUGUUAGUUCCGGCGCAUGUCCUUGUAACCUUGUUCAGCGAUAGCCGUAUAUAGAUCAAAACGCAACUCGACCUUCCCCUAACGAUGUCAAUUGUUGAGGCC